GGUUAAAUAACUCGAAUGGCUGCAUCACACUAAAUAUACUCAAUAAAAAUACAUGGAAGCAUCCUUUGUUAAAUUUCUGUGAAUGCAUUAGGCGCUACGCCUAGCAUAUUACCCUACUCUCUUUAGGGACGAAUCCGCUGUCUCAAUCUCGAGGUUUGAUAUAUUUUGUUUUCAGAGGCCAGAGAGAAAAUAGCGCGUCAAGCGUGUGUUUGCAGCAUGCAUAGCAUUCUUUUUGAAUGAGGAGUUUUAUGGGUUAUGUAAUCUACUUCAUUAGAGAACGGGUAUCCGCUUGUUUUGACCCCAGGCAACUGUACAAUCCAGAUAGCAUAUUGAGUCGUUUUUAUGAGGAGUUUUUUUCCGCGAAUACGAAGCCCGAAUAAGUGAAAAUGUAAUCAGGUCAAGGAGGAUGUUGUGUGGGUUACGUUUUAUUGUAAUAGUCUCAAUUUUUUCUCAUGAUCCUUUUAUGCUUGUAUCCUUCGACAUUUUCAAUAGUAGUACAGUUAUUUUCGGGUCUUUAUACACCUAAUAUUCUCUGACAGGAAAUAUUUCUCCUAGGGGAUAAUCAAGAAUCUAAGAGGUAUACUAUUUCUGAGAAGCAAUAGCUAGUAGGGAUGUUUCGUCGUGCCGCCUAUCUGCUACACCUUACGACCGUCAUUUCGAAAACCUCAUAUGUGUCUAUCUUUCCGAUUCAUCUAGAUCCACCUACGCUACAGCAUCGUGAAAUCUUUAAGCUGCUUCUUGGAACGCAGGAAGAGUCCACGAAGGAGCACAACAUUCCUGAAACUUAUGCAUCCUCAUCCAAGGAAACACUUACAGGAUUGGAAGAUGGACUAAAAUCGUCUUCAGAAGAUAAAUCGGCCUUUGGACGCCCAUCUUCACAUUCCACUUCGCAAGAUUCAUGUCGGAAUUCGCUUGACAUGGAUUCACCUCAACAAGAGCGAAUGCAGCGACAUCAACGCCCCUCCCGCUCCCUAGUGCUUCCGAAGUAUGAGUACAUGGAGCCGUUUGCUAGGAGUAUACAAAAUCAUAGUCAGUUGGCCCCUUUCGAGGAUAUUAUUUUAGUUCCUAACACACGUUACCCCAUUAGUCUUUCACAGUCUACGAAUCUUGCUGCCCUGACGGUGUUAGCAGUCCGCGGUCUACCACAUGUCCACGUCGACUUCACUGCCCUUGAGCAUCCGGACGCCAGUAUGCCUAUUAUUUAUGAACUAACGCAGCGCUACCCGAAUUGUGUGCUCGUACACUGGUUGCACGACGCCUACGAAAUGCAACGUUGGAAAAACUUUAAUAUCAUUAAGCAACAAGUGCCAAUGAUGCUCCUGAAAACGAUCAGUCUGCCGGUUUCAAUGUUUCCAAAACGACCGUAUUCAUCACCUAAGGACUACAGUAACGGCGAUUGGACUGCGGGCUACGAUGACGGCGCUAGAGAUGAUAUACGGGGGAGACAAUUUCCAGACCCUGACUCACCACCUCCUGACGAGAGCUCCACCAUGGGUCAUGAGCAUAAAGCCAGCAGUGUAUGUGAAGAUCUGAGCAAAACCAAACUCCAGCUUGAGGGAGACAACACCUUAGCUACCUACUUGAAGGAUUCUAAAGUCCUUCUGGAUCCAAAUGUUAAAGGGAACCAACCCACGACAGAUCAAAACUAUGCAAAUCAGAGAGAAUGGUGGAUGACCAGAGACAGCCACGGAGACGAUAAUAUCGAGGUUAGCAAGUCGUAUUACAACUCUGGGAGCUUUUCGUGGCUUGGUGCUACUCCUCAAACGAACCCGACGAUCGGCUGGGAUAGCAUCGAUGUGGUGGACGUCGACCCCCAUUACUACACUCAUGGCCCAUAUAUUUGCAAACACGGUGCCCUCAAAUGUGAAGCGAAUCCUUUGCAUCUGAUGAGGAACUCAAAAGGUUUGGAUACGUAUGAAGAUGGGAGAGUUAAGGCUGUGGUCGAAGCAAAGGAUAUUCUUGUCUCAUCGGAUGGCUUUGUCAAAAUCGUUCAUGAAGAUUGCAAAAUAAACAACAGAGAUGCUCCCUGUAAUGUGGUUUCUGACAGUAAGAAAGCACACAACGAAAAAGCUACGGAUAUCAAGACGGAGCAGCUCGGCAUAAAUGAUUUGGAGUCCAUUCUUCUUAAAAUACCUUCUACACCGUUAACUUCUUCGCCUCCGACGCUUUCGGCGCAUAAGGAGCUAGCUCAGGUAAAGCAUGAGCUUCGAAACAUAUUCUCCGCUGUCGUGCUUCCAUCUUCGCCAGAAACAUUUCAACCGCACGAGGAAUCGAAUUCUACAAAAGUUUGUGAUAUACAUAACUUCCAUAAUACAUUUUAUACAGAAAAUGAAGGACCUCGACACAUGGAAACCUAUGGGAGGGGUACACGUAGGGAUAACAGGAUCAGUGGGCAUCAUAAAAUACCAGAGCAUUUGCGUCUUGUUCCUUUUCAGAAUGCGCAACGUAAUGUGCGUGAGCUGUUAGAAGAGCUAUAUCAGCCACUAAACUAUCACCAGAACCAUAACCACACCAUGGUUACCUGUCAUACUAACCUUUCCAAGGACAACUCCCUAGUGCAAGGGUAUCCCUUCACCGAUUCGGAAAGGAGUGGUUUGUCCCAGAUGGACCAUGCGCAGGUGUCUGGGAAGUCUACGAGUAGCUCAAUUAACAUGGGUAGGGAUGCCAGCACUGGUUGUGGACAUGGUGCCACUUCUUCCAAUGUGGAGUCCAGAAGGUUGCCCGUGGUUGAGGUGCACUCAGUCAUCCGGACUACCGGUGCCGAUGUCCGCCAAGCUUUAUGGGAGCAAGAAAUCGAUCCCAUUCACAUUCUUUCAGAUUGCGUUUUGCGGUAUAUAGAUAGCUACAUGUUGUACAGAGAUUCACGCAAAGUUAAGACGAACGUUGAUCUCAGGCAGUAUCAGCCAGGGCUCCGAUCCCCUGGUUUUCUUGGUGCCUCCCCUGCCGCCAGGUCCACGCACAUGGGCAGCGGUGAUGUAAGCUCAGUUGGUGGUGCUAGACGACUCCCACUAUCUAAAACUGGUGGUUGUAUGCACUCCUCACACCGCAAUAUCACAAGAGUCUUCUUUGAGAGUAUAAUACCACGCCUAGAGCUACACUACGACAAGAAUAACCCGAUAGCCCGUGAAAAAUUUGAGGCGCUAAAGGUUUUCCAAGUUCUCAAGGGCGAAGAGCCGGAUUUGAUUGUGCCUGUUGGCGGUGACGGCUAUAUGAUGCACUGCAUUCGAAAAAAUUGGCGGCGAUUUAUUCCCUUUUACGGUGUUAAUGCCGGCCACGUUGGGUAUCUCCUCAACGACUGUUCCGCCCUUGAAGACCUUUUUUUGUGUCCCUUAAUGAUGAACAGCACUAAUAUGCUUUACUGUCAAGCCGAGAAGGAGACAAAAAAGUCGGAGCGCGUGUUACUUUCAGAAAUGGCCUUCAACGACGCUUGGGUUGAGCGCUCAUCUGGACAGUCUGCCUUUAUUCGUAUCCUGGUGAAUGGUGAAGAGCGGAUCAAGGGGCUGCGUGCGGAUGGUGUACUAGUCUCCACGGCAGCGGGGAGCACCGCCUAUAGUCGCGCGGUUGGGGCCUCCCCAAUUCCCGUUGGUGUACCAUUGAUUCAGGUGGUGGGUAGCAACGUUGUGUCACCCUCGCAUUGGCAACCUGUUCACUUGAAUCAAGAAGAUGUUGUCGAGUUUGAGGUGCUUGAUCAUGUCAAGCGCCCAUGUCGUUGUUUUGUGGAUGCUGUGAAUUUGGGCAACAUACUCCGUAUGCAGGUACGCUCCAGUCGGGUUGCUGGAGUGACACUUGCUUUCUCGAAUAGCUGUGAUCUGCAACAAAAGCUCUUCCAAAUGCAAUUCCCCAAAAUGGACUAA
Messenger RNA from Phytomonas sp. EM1, 3854 nucleotides. The record is from the annotation of a GenBank genome assembly. NCBI's taxonomy places the organism in Eukaryota, Euglenozoa, Kinetoplastea, Trypanosomatida, Trypanosomatidae.